This is a messenger RNA of Loa loa (African eye worm), 321 nucleotides long. RefSeq lists its product as hypothetical. The coding region runs from base 1 to 321 and encodes 106 amino acids. NCBI's taxonomy places the organism in Eukaryota, Metazoa, Nematoda, Chromadorea, Rhabditida, Onchocercidae. The record is from RefSeq and is a predicted model, not a curated record. The transcript is spliced from 2 exons.
AUGGCAACGAAGCGUAAUCGUGCUUGCGUGAAUGCGAUAUCUGGACUUGCGCGAUAUGUCAGAACCUUCUCGAGCAAUGGAAGUAGAUUAUGCUGUGGGACGGUGAUACUGAGCAAGAUGUAUGGUGCUGAUCGAAAGUGGAGACCGCAACAGACGUAUAGGAACUUCUAUAAUAAAAGAACGAGCGGAAAGCGUGCAGAAUCAGAAGACUGUAGUAUCAGUAUGAAAAAAAAGGAGGAGGAGGAAGAAAAAAACCUAGUGCGAACUUCUCUUUUAUUCCGAUGUCUGAAUAUUCCCUUAACAUUUUACAAAAUGCAUUGA